Ceratina calcarata is the source of this 1192-nucleotide messenger RNA. RefSeq names its product peptidyl-prolyl cis-trans isomerase NIMA-interacting 4. The transcript has 3 exons. Gene Ontology annotation, molecular function: peptidyl-prolyl cis-trans isomerase activity; DNA binding. Lineage: Eukaryota; Metazoa; Arthropoda; Insecta; Hymenoptera; Apidae. The coding region runs from base 667 to 1050 and encodes 127 amino acids. The record is from RefSeq and is a predicted model, not a curated record. Gene Ontology annotation, biological process: rRNA processing.
UAUCUUUAAUAAUGAACGGAUUCGAAUAUAAUCUCAAGCUGAUUAGGGCUUCCGCCUUUUCAACUUCGGCUGAGAUUAAUUAAAAACCAUAAUAAAACGGAAUGAACAUCGAUAUAUCAAAGUGUUUACAAAGCGAUGUUUAAGGUUAGGUGCGAUGUGCGAACGUGACACGUAUAGAUCUUGCUGAGCGGUUCAUUUUAAACAAAAAUUGUUUUAUUUUAAAUUAAAUUAAUAAGCCGUUGUAUCUGGAGAUCUGCAAGUUUUAGUUAAUUGAUCAAUCGUCCGUGCUACCAUUUGGAGUAUUCGAUUUCAUGUGCCUUAAUGUGAAGGUGAUUUUCGUGUUACGAAUAAAUUUAGAUAAAAUUGUCAUUGAAACUGAAUUAAAGUAGAGGGUUCAAACUUUAAUUUAAGCCGCGAACGAAGUGAAUCAGUUCUUUAUUAACGAAGUUAUGACCAACUGAAGUUAAUCAACGUCUUUCAUUAGGAUAGGAUUUUUAGAAUUGAAUGAGGCUUCGUUCAAAGUGGACUGUCAAGCCUUAGGAAUCAAUCCAUCGAAGUUUGCUAGAGGAGACUCCAAUCUUUAAUUUAAGCCGUGAACUAAAUGAAUCCGUUCAUUAUUAACGAAAUUAUUAGUAUUAUUUAAGGACUGAAUUCAGAGCCUGAAACAUGGCUCCUAAGAAAGGUGGGCAAGCAUCGAAAGCUAAUCAAAAUAAGUCGAAAUCUACGGAUGAGGCAGCAAAACAAGAAAAGAAAGGAGGCAGUUCCGUGAAAGUGAGGCACAUACUUUGCGAGAAGCAAUCGAAGAUCCUUGAAGCCCUAGAGAAAUUGAAAGCUGGGGGGAAGUUCAACGAAGUGGCCGCUGCCUACAGCGAAGACAAGGCUAGGUCCGGGGGUGACCUGGGGUGGAUGACGAGAGGCUCGAUGGUGGGUCCCUUUCAAGAAGCAGCAUUCGCCCUCCCUAUCUCAACACUUGGCUCGCCGAUCUACACGGACCCUCCAGUGAAGACGAAAUUCGGCUACCACGUGAUCAUGGUCGAAGGAAAGAAAUAAAGUUUGUGGACAGUUUAAAUAUUGUAUUGUAUAUUUAAAUAUUCGAUCGCCUGAACAAUCAUCUUACAUAGGUGAAAUAAUUUACUUAUAAUAAUUGUACAUCUAUUUGUAAAUAAAUCAACGAAUCGCCCGUUCUAAUUAA